AUGCCGGCGGUGAGUGACACCGGAGGAGGCCCCGGGCCACCUCUGCACCGAGCGAGGGGGCGGGAGGGCGUAUGGUCCUUCGGGCUCAGCGGGCUUGGCAGGUCCGAGGUGCUCGCCCCGCGGGCGCGGAGUCUGAACGUUCGCCGGGUCCUGGGCUGCCCCUUGAGCGCUUCCACCUCCUUAAGUUUGCUUGGAGUUUAUGGGUCGCUUUCAGUGAGACAACGAGGCAGAAUGGAAAUCUGGUCCCUCGCUAAUACAGCGCUUAGGGAAGAAGGAACCAGAAAAUUCACGUUCGGGCAAACACUUCAGUCACUUAUUAUUGAUGCAUUCCAUGAUAAUGAGUUUCAGAAAAUAAAGGAAUAUUUUCUACAGAGAGAGAGCCACGUACCUCAAAAAUAUGAUCAGCUUCUAUUACCCCAUCUUGACAGAUUAAUAAAUCAGGAACUGGAUAAAAAUGAAUUUCAGCAUGUUUCACUGUUGCUGAAAUGUAUUCAGCAAUUCUUUAUAGAUGGCCUCAAAGAAGAUGAGCCUUUGCUAAUUCAGCAGAGACUGAUCCCCAAGAUGGAUUCCUGGUUUGAAAGAACGACAGCAUUUCUGACCAUGGAAGAGCUAGCCUCAGACUCAUUGCUGACUACUGUUACAGAAGACUUCUUGGACACUGCUUUGAUUAUUUCCAGGAGUAGUAAUAAAGGGAAAAUUCAGAUGUUGGAUUCCUUCAUACUUAGCUUAGGACUCCUGGUGACAGAAAACACUGUAAAUCUUUUGAUUCAACAGGAGGCUCUGAGGACUUUGAACUUAAUUCUGCAUGCUGUGCCUCGGGAAGAAAGGAAAAAACUCCCUUUGUCAGAAGGCACAUGUCAUCUUAUGAAAGAACUUGCAAGGACAAUCUUGACUGUGGGUGAUUAUGACCAGCAGGUGACUAUUUCUGAAGCAUUGUGUAGACUGACGACUAAAAAGUCAAGAGAUGACCUGGCUCAUCAGUGGUUUGAGGAUGAUGUCAUUGCUGAGGCUUUCAAAGAAAUUAAGGAUCGAGAAUUUGAGACGGACUGUAGAUGUUUUCUCAAUGACCUAAACAAUAGACUUGGUGACCAGAGAAGGGUCUAUUCAUUUCCCUGUGUUGCUGCUUUUGCUGAUGAGCAUGAGAUGAGAAAACCAGCAGAUGAAAAAUUAGAGAAAUUUUGGAUUGAUUUCAACCUAGGAAGUCAGAGUGUAACUUUUUAUAUAGACAAUGCUGAGAGUCUUCUGUGGGACUCAGUGAGACUUUUGAAGGAAGCAGUGGUUAAUUUCAGCAUAAUAGAAACUGAGAAAAUGAAGACAUUUAUCAUUUACCUGAAGAAGCCUAUUAUUAUCAGUAGCAAAGAAGUGACAAAAAUCGAAAUCCAUUUUGAUCUGCAAUUCGACAUAUCACAUGCUUCCAUUCAAGCUUUAGGAGAGGAUAAACAGAUGUUGCCUGACCAGAUGAAAAUCUCCCCAGAACAUUCCAGUAAGUUUGAGAAGGAAGACACUAAGAUUCCUAGUAGUCGUGAAAGAGAAAGAGAGCAGGCAGAAGAAUCCACCCUCCUGGCAGAGGACUUGAGUGCCACAGAUGACCACUCCUUCAUAACUCUCUUGAAUGACCAGUCUGAGCCGCCCUCUAAUUACAGGAAACAUCUCUUCUCUGAGAGUGAUCAAGGUGCAAGUACUAGUACCAGUGAACUAUCUUGGACCAGUAGUCAAAAAAGAAAGUCCCUAAAACCGUACUCUAGUAGAAAAAAGAAAAGAGUCAGAAGCAGUUUAAGAAUCUUGCCAAUUUUCCCUCUCAGUAGUGGCAGUGAUCAUGAGAAAGACAGAGCUAAACUUCUAACACCAUUAAGGAAGGACACAUCCAGUCAAAAUAAUGCCACAUCUCCAAAACUUUCUGAAACAGAAUUCCAGGGUAGUUCUGCCUUCUUGACUCCUGAAGAUUCUGCCCAGAAAACAGAACUUCAGAGUCCCCACCCACUGAGCGGUCUCUCUACCUUGGAGUACUCAAAAGUUGAAGAAAAUGUGUCUCAGAUUGUGAGCCAAGAGUCAUUUAUGGAAAGUGCUAGCCUCAAACAUAAGCUGCAAAACUUGGAAGAUGGAGACAUACCAGACAGGAGUUUUGCUGAGUGGAGACAAUCGAGACCCCCUCGUAAACCCUUGGAAGACUGGUUCCCAGAAGCUGUUACAGCAGGCAUUUCUGCUUCAUCCCUCGAAGCCACGCCAGAGACCUUGGAUGCUUCUACCAUUAUUACACUUUUUGAGAACUUCACUAGAGAACUGAAAAAUUACGAGCUUAAGUACAGAAAGAGUCCAGUUUCUUCAGAAAAUGCAAAGGAAACACCAGAUUGCCUAAUAAAACUUUUAAACCAGAUACACCUGUGCAGGCUCCGUAAACUAGAGCAGUUUCACAGUUUUGUUCUUCAAGAGUUGAGCAAUCUUGAGAAAGAUAUUUGGGCUCUCAGACACCUUGAGAAGGAUGUUCUGGAAUUUUGGGAAAAACAGUCUGCUGAUCUGAAAUCAUUCUGUGAUGUGCAAAUGCAGAGUGGGCAUGCGCCCUGGGGUUUGGGUGGGAUGGGAGAAUCUGUCCUCUCAGUUGAUAUCAGCUGCUACCUACCUCUUGAGCAUCUAAUCGGGCUGACUGCCAGUCUGGUUACUAACAACACGUGGUUUGCAGAUAGCAUGGCCCCAACCACUUCCGCCGAUGCUCUAACCGAGACACAGCUGCCUUUUCUUCCACACCAGAGGAAAAAAAUCACCUGCUGGGCUAGCGUGUCGAGAGAUGGCAUGUACAGCUCCAAAGUGGCACAUGUUUAG
This is a messenger RNA of Cynocephalus volans (Philippine flying lemur), 2817 nucleotides long. It is a transcript of the gene SYCP2L, whose product is annotated as synaptonemal complex protein 2 like. Gene Ontology annotation, biological process: mitotic G1 phase; meiotic nuclear division. The coding region runs from base 1 to 2817 and encodes 938 amino acids. The record is from RefSeq and is a predicted model, not a curated record. Gene Ontology annotation, cellular component: condensed chromosome, centromeric region; lateral element. The transcript has 28 exons. Lineage: Eukaryota; Metazoa; Chordata; Mammalia; Dermoptera; Cynocephalidae.